This is a messenger RNA of Lichtheimia ornata, 1209 nucleotides long. RefSeq lists its product as uncharacterized. Gene Ontology annotation, biological process: proteolysis. Bases 1 to 1209 code for a protein of 402 amino acids. The transcript is spliced from 4 exons. Gene Ontology annotation, molecular function: metallodipeptidase activity. Lineage: Eukaryota; Fungi; Mucoromycota; Mucoromycetes; Mucorales; Lichtheimiaceae. The record is from RefSeq and is a predicted model, not a curated record.
AUGAUGCAUCAUCGUCUACUUGUUGCGGCCAUUCUUUGUGUCGUGUUUGCUACCUUCCAAGUAUCCGCUUGGUCUUUUGCAUCUUGGGAUUUUCCUGAAAUUGUCAUCAAAUUGGGCGACAACUCCUAUCUUGACCGUGCCAAACGUUUCCUCAAAAAACAUCCUCUUACUGAUACGCAUAAUGAUUGGCCCCUCUAUCUCUCGUUCUAUAAAGAAGGGAAAAUCAACAACCUCGACUUGACGCAUCUCGAUGAAGGACAUACGGAUAUUACACGACUCCAUGCUGGUGGCGUUGGUGGUCAAUUUUGGAGCAUUUACUAUCCAUGUGAACUCAAGGAAGAUAACCAGAUGCUAUGGGCCAUUCAUGCCAUUGAUACUACGAAGCGGAUGAUUGCCAAGUACCCUGACGUGUUCGAGUAUGUGACAACUACCGAGGGAUUCAAACAAGCUACGCAACAAGGUCGUAUCGCAUCGAUGCUCGGCAUGGAAGGUGGCCAAUACAUCUACAACUCGGCAUCCGCAUUGCGUACGUUUUAUGAUUUAGGUGUUCGUUACAUGACUCUGACGCACAAUUGUGAUACCGAUUGGGCUAUUUCCUGCUGUGACCCCAAUCCACCUCCAUUUGAUGCAAGCUUGGGUUUGACAGAAUUUGGACAAAAGCUGGUGCUUGAAAUGAAUCGGCUUGGCAUGCUGGUGGAUAUCUCCCAUGUUGCUCAUUCGACGAUGCAUGCCGUUCUCAAUAUCACAAAGGCACCCGUAUUAUUCUCUCAUUCUUCCAGCAACGCCCUAUGUGGUAUUGAACGCAACGUUCCUGAUGCUGUGCUUGAACGUCUUGAUGAAACGGAUGGUGUUGUCCAGGUCAACUUUUAUAAUCGAUUCGUCGAAUGCGACUACCCUGAUACACCAGCAACCGUCAACACCGUCGCUGAUCACGUGGAACACAUUGCAGCUGUUGCGGGUCGUCACCGUGUUGGUCUUGGUGCCGAUUACAAUGGUAUUGAAGUAGCACCCGAUGGACUUGAAGAUGUCAGCAAAUAUCCCAACCUAUUCGCAGAAUUAUUGCGUCGUGGAUGGACCGAGCAAGAGCUCCAAGGUUUAGCCUAUGGCAAUCUUUUGCGUGUGUGGCAGAAGGUUGAAAAGGUUAGCUCUCUAUUAGCCGAGACAGAAUUACCGAUGGAGGAUCUUUAUGAACCCAUCAAGGAUGUUUAA